AGGUUAUCAAGUGGCGAAUACACUGGUUCAGUUUGUCACCAGCUUUACACCAGGCACUCGCAACGGCACACACAAUUCCGAAUUGCAACACCCAAUGAAAAAGGAUAAUGACCACAUAUCUACCGGUUACCUUUGCAUACUGAACGGGCUAAUUGAAUAGGCUUUUGAAAGGCAACAUAAUUGUGAAGUGCAAAAAAAAAAUCAAUAAAUGGAUAAACAAACCAGAACAAUGAAUAAAACAGGAGAUGUGAAAUUUCAGUACCUGGCUGGCAUAUUCGCGAAUAUUGUGACCAUUUCUUUUGGCGCUUAUUGCGGCUGGCCUUCAUCCAGUUUCCUCGAGCUGGGCAGCGAUGCGAGUCCGCUGGAGACGGGUGCCUUGAGCGAGCAGGAUCAGGGCAAUGUGGCAUCGGUUAUAUCUCUCGGCGGCCUUGUUGGCAAUGUGUUCUUCCUCUGGCUGGCUGACAAAAUUGGAAGAAGACGUUCGUUGCUCUUGUUGGCGGUCCCAUCGCUGCUGGGCUGGAUUGGUAUACCCUUGGCCCGUAAUCCAACGCAACUGAUAGCGGUACGCUUUAUCGGAGGAACGGCCGGAGGUGGUUGCUUUGGAGUUAUACCCAUUUAUACGGCAGAAUUGGCGGAAGACAGUGUACGUGGUAUUCUGGGCACACUGCUGGUGUUGUCCUGCAAUUUGGGCGUGAUUCUUGCCUUUGUGCUGGGCUUCUACUUCAAUUACGCAACUGUGGCAUGGAUUGUUUCCGCUCUGUCGGUUGUGUUUGUGGUCUGCUUUUGGUUUAUGCCCGAAACCCCACAAUAUUUGGCACAGCACCACAAGCUGCAGGAGGCGGAAAAGGCGUUACGCUAUUACCGCAAUAUACGCUCCCGUGCAUCCAAGGAACUGAGCGAGCAGCUGCAACUGGAGCUGCACAAGCUGCGUGCUCCUGAAAAGGCUGAGGAGGCCUGCGCGGAUAUCGAUGACACUCCUGUAACCUGGCACGAUUUCGCUAACACGAAGGCGCGAAAGGCUUGCUUUAUUGGACUGGGUCUGGUGAUGGCCAAUCAAGCUUGCGGCUGCUUUGCCAUGCUGAGCUACACUGCUCUGAUAUUCCAUAUGUCCGGCUCCAGUUUGCCGCCCGCCGUCUGCGCUAUAAUAGUGGGCGUCAUACAGCUGGUGGGCUCAUAUGUGGCCACCUUGCUGGUGGAGCGAGCGGGUCGCAAACUUUUGCUGCUCAUCUCUGCGGUUGGCAUUUGCCUCAGUCAAGUGGUGAUGGGCUGCCACAGCUACGUGAAGGUGUUGGGCCAUGAUACGAAUGGCUUUGAUUGGGUGCCCAUUGCAGCGUUCUCAUUUAUGCUGUUCAUUGCCGCGUGGGGAUUACUGUCGCUGCCGUUCUUAGUCAUAUCGGAGAUAUUGCCGCCCAAGAUCCGCAGCACGGGCAAUAUGCUGUUAAUGUCCUUACUUUGGGGGCUGUCCGUGUUUAUGAUUAAAAUUCUACCACUUAUGACUGCCGCAUGGGGUAUGCAUGGCACUGUGCUAUUAUUUGCUUGCUGCUCGUUGUGCGGCGCUGUGUUUAUUGCCAUUUUCGUGCCCGAAACGAAAGGGAAGACGAUUGAAACCAUUUUGGCCAACUUAUAGUACGCUAACCUACAAUUGUUAAUUGUUUUAUUAGUUUAAAUAUUAUUAAAUGUUACUGUUAAAAGAAAAUCAAGGGCAUAUCUUGUAGACUUCCUGUAUACCGUAGAAUUAUCCAAACAAAGGCCAAAAGCUUUCCCUUGAACUUCAGCCAUAUCACGUA
Messenger RNA from Drosophila grimshawi, 1787 nucleotides. Its product is annotated as facilitated trehalose transporter Tret1. The coding region runs from base 209 to 1627 and encodes 472 amino acids. NCBI's taxonomy places the organism in Eukaryota, Metazoa, Arthropoda, Insecta, Diptera, Drosophilidae. The transcript has 6 exons. The record is from RefSeq and is a predicted model, not a curated record. Gene Ontology annotation, molecular function: sugar transmembrane transporter activity. Gene Ontology annotation, biological process: carbohydrate transport; transmembrane transport. Gene Ontology annotation, cellular component: membrane.